This is a messenger RNA of Nelumbo nucifera (sacred lotus), 375 nucleotides long. RefSeq lists its product as uncharacterized. Gene Ontology annotation, molecular function: nucleic acid binding; RNA-DNA hybrid ribonuclease activity. NCBI's taxonomy places the organism in Eukaryota, Viridiplantae, Streptophyta, Magnoliopsida, Proteales, Nelumbonaceae. The record is from RefSeq and is a predicted model, not a curated record.
AUGUUGGAAAUUCAGGGCCGUCAGGAAUUGGCGGUGUUUAGGAAUGAGGAAGGAAAGUUCAUUACUCCCUUCUCUGGCCCAAUUGGAGAAGGUGACUCUCUAAGGGUUGAACUAAUGGCAGUUUUGGAAGGGGUUAAGAGGGCAAAGGAGAUGGGCAUUCAUGAACUAAUCAUAGAAGGUGACUCCAAGCUAGUGGUGGGAUGGUUGAAUGAUGAGAGGAGUGGAUUCUGGAAUGACAGCAAUGAAAGGAAAAUGUUCAAGUGGUUAACACAGGAUAUUGAAGUUAAAGUGGUUUGGGUCAAAAGAAAUACCAAUUCCAUAGCUGAUGGGCUAGCAAAGCAAGGGGUGAAUAGGGAUGCAAUGCUUUGGGCUUAA